UUGGACCCUGCGCUACGUUGUUAUUAUCGCGGAAGGGAAACAGGGCACGCCACUCAUUGGCUACGGAGAUGCCUCUUGGCGUUUAGGGCGGGCAUGAAAUUCGCGGGUCCCACAGACAACAUUCGCACUCAACGUACAAAGGCGGGGACAGCACUUUUCAAAUACCGAACGCGUUUCCAGAGAUUCUUUCCUUAGUUAAACCAUCCCACAGAACUGUUUAUCGAAUAUUACGACUUUAUCGCCUGGGAGGGCUUUCAAAGUUCGUGCCCGCGUUACUAUAUACCCCACCAUUACCACCGGUACACACAACAACUGUUUCGCCACGAUGUCGAUACUCCCACCAGAAGUGCACACGGCACUGAGCCAGCUUCUCCAUGGCCUCCAGGCAUCUGAUAAUACUGUUCGCUCUCAGGCAGAGGAAGAGCUGAAGAACAACUGGGAACAGACCCAACCUGAAAUUCUGCUUAUGGGUUUAUCGGAGCAGAUACAGGCUGAACAGGAUCCUUCAAUCCGCACUUUUGCUGCUGUCCUAUUCCGUCGCAUAUCAAUACGAUCGCGCAAAGACCCCAAUACAAAUGCAACAAAGGAGCUAUUCUUGCUUCUCGGCGCAGAGCAGCGCCAGGCUAUCCGUACAAAGGUCUUGGAGACUCUUGGGACCGAGACAGUUGCCAAUGUGAGGAACAAGAUUGGCGACGCCGUUGCUGAGCUGGCAAGACAGUUCACUGAAGAAGGAGAACAGUGGCCUGAGCUCCUGGGAUCACUGUUUACACUCAGUCAAUCGGCUAAUGCCCAGCAGCGAGAGGCUGCGUAUAAAAUAUUCUCAGCCACACCUGGAAUCAUCGAAAAGCAACAUGAGGAUACUGUCCAGUCAGCGUUUACAAAAGGGUUCAAAGAUGAGGAUUUUGCGGUGCGCAUCGCCGCCAUGGACGCCUUCUCGAGCUUUUUUCGUUCGGUCCAAAAGAAGGUCCAAACCAAGUACUACAUCCUUGUUCCGGAUAUUCUGAAUAUUCUGCCGCCGAUCAAAGAGUCCGGAGACUCAGCGCAACUCACCUUAGCUCUAGUCGCACUGAUUGAGCUGGCUGAAAUCGCGCCAAAGAUGUUCAAGCCUGCCUUCAACAAUCUCGUAACAUUCUCUGUGACCGUCAUCCAAGACAAGGAACUGGACGAUACGACCAGACAGAACGCAUUGGAGCUUAUGGCUACCUUCGCUGACAUGGCACCUCAAAUGUGCAAAAAAGAUGAAUCAUACACAUCUGAGAUGGUGACACAGUGUCUUUCACUCAUGACAGAUGUGGGUGCAGACGAUGACGACGCCUCAGAAUGGAAUGAGUCCGAAGAUCUUGAUAAUGAUGAAAGCGACAUGAACCAUGUCGCUGGAGAACAAUGUAUGGAUCGGUUGGCCAAUAAGCUCGGAGGACAGGCUAUCCUCCCCCCGACUUUCAAUUGGCUUCCGCGCAUGAUGACUUCUUCUGCAUGGAGAGAUAGACAUGCCGCACUUAUGGCGAUUUCAGCGAUUUCAGAGGGUUGCCGAGACCUCAUGACGGGCGAGCUUGAUAAAGUUCUCGACCUUGUACUUCCUGCUCUGAGAGAUCCACAUCCUCGAGUGAGAUGGGCCGGAUGUAAUGCUGUCGGUCAGAUGAGUACCGACUUUGCCGGGAUCAUGCAGGAGAAGUACCAUCAAGUCGUUGUUCCCAACAUCAUACCCGUCCUGGAGUCACCCGAACCACGUGUGCAAGCUCAUGCGGCUGCUGCGCUUGUCAACUUCUGCGAGGAGGCUGAAAAACAAAUCCUGGAGCCAUAUCUUGAUGGCCUAUUAAACCAUCUUCUGAUUCUGCUCCAAAGCCCGAAAAGAUUCGUCCAAGAACAAGCCUUAUCGACCAUUGCCACAGUCGCUGAUUCCGCUCAGACUGCUUUCGGCAAGUAUUAUGAUACGCUCAUGCCAUUGCUGUUCAAUGUGCUUAGAGAGGAACAGUCCAAGGAAUUUCGCCUGCUACGCGCGAAGGCCAUGGAAUGCGCGACUCUAAUUGCCUUGGCUGUGGGCAAGGACCGAAUGAACCAAGAUGCAUUAUCUCUUGUUCAGCUCCUUGGAGUUAUCCAGCAAAAUAUUACAGAGCCUGACGACCCACAAGCGUCGUACCUGUUGCACUGCUGGGGUCGCAUGUGCCGGGUAUUAGAUGCAGAUUUCGUCCCAUAUCUCAGUGCAGUCAUCCCGCCGUUGACUGAUCUUGCCGGUGCCAAGGCCGAUAUACAACUGCUCGAUGACGAGGAGCAAGUUGCGCAAAUCGAAGGUGAAGAGGGUUGGGAGCUGGUUCCUUUGAAAGGCAAAGUCAUCGGAAUCAAGACUAGCACACUAGACGAUAAACACAUGGCGAUCGAGCUGAUUGUCAUCUACGCUCAAGUUCUCGGUCCUGCCUUCGAGCCGUACGUUACCGAUAUCAUGGAGAAGAUUGCUCUGCCCGGAUUAGCAUUUUUCUUCCACGACCCAGUAAGGGUCGCAUCUGCCAAGGCUGUUCCUCAACUACUUGCAUCUUAUAAGAAAGCUCACGGUGAACAGUCUCCUCAAUUUGCAAAGCUUUGGGAAGGUACCAUCGAGAAGGUACUCGAAGUGCUCACGACAGAACCAGCCAUUGACACUCUGGCUGAGAUGUACCAAUGUUUCUACGAGUCCCUCGAGGUUGUCGGCAAGGGCUGCCUCACUGAUGCUCAUAUGGCCGCCUUCAUCAAGGGUGCAGAGUCUGUCCUUAAAGACUAUGAUUCUCGUGUGAGCGAACGAUCGCAAGAAUUGGCAGAGCAAGAGGAGGGCGAAGAACUCCCCGAAGAGAUGUUAUAUGCCAUCGAGGACGACCAAACGCUCUUGUCAGAUAUGAACAAGGCUUUCCACACUGUCUUUAAGAACCAUGGGGUCGCAUUCCUGAAACAUUGGGAGAUUCUUCUGGGAUAUUAUAACAAGGCUGUCGUCAAUCCCGAUGCUACCCAGCGUCAGUGGGCUCUUUGUAUCUUCGACGACGUUCUCGAGUUCUGUGGGCCGCAAAGCUGGAAUUACCAGGCCCAUAUCGUAGGCCCACUUGUGGCCGGCAUGCGAGAUGAUGUUCCAGCCAACAGACAAGCUGCAGUGUACGGUGUUGGCUGUGCUGCUCACAAGGGUGGUGAAGCUUGGGCAGAGUUUGCAAAUGCAAGCCUAGCACCAUUGUUUGAAUCGACGCAACGCGCAAAUGCUCGAGACGACGAUGAUGUGUUCGCGACGGAGAAUGCAUGUGCAGCUAUUGCGAAAAUCUUGCACUACAACCCAGGAAAGGUUACCAAUUGGCAAGAGGUAUCGCAAAUGUGGAUCGAAACUCUACCUGUCGUCAAUGAUGAAGAAGCAGCCCCGUAUGCAUAUUCAUUCCUCGCUCAACUCAUCGAUCAAGGUAAUCCAGCCGUUAUGGCUGGCAACCGUCCCAGCCAAUGUUUCACAUACAUUGCCCUUGCCCUAGAGGCGGAGACAGUCCAGGGUCAGAUCGCCUCCCGAGUCGUUGCGGCGGCCAAGCAUUUGAUUGCUACUGCUGGACUCGACGCCAACCAGCUACUGUCCAGUUUAUCUCCAGAAACUCAACAGACCGUACGCGCAUAUUUCGGGUAGCAAGGAGCUGGAUGAAUCUUUAAGGGAUUGGGUAUGAGGUAAUCAGUGAGG
Molecule: messenger RNA, 3670 nt
Organism: Pseudovirgaria hyperparasitica
Lineage: Eukaryota; Fungi; Ascomycota; Dothideomycetes; Acrospermales; Acrospermaceae
Product: importin subunit beta-3
Exons: 6
Coding region: 326-3619 (1097 amino acids)
Biological process (GO): protein import into nucleus
Cellular component (GO): cytoplasm; nucleus
Molecular function (GO): small GTPase binding; nuclear import signal receptor activity
Source: RefSeq, a predicted model, not a curated record